Messenger RNA from Lolium rigidum, 737 nucleotides. Its product is annotated as cysteine-rich receptor-like protein kinase 10. Bases 17 to 508 code for a protein of 163 amino acids. NCBI's taxonomy places the organism in Eukaryota, Viridiplantae, Streptophyta, Magnoliopsida, Poales, Poaceae. The record is from RefSeq and is a predicted model, not a curated record. The transcript is spliced from 3 exons.
ACCACCGUCCGCCGCCAUGAAGUACUUCUCGCUCGUCCUCCUCGUCGUCCUUGCGGGGUCGCCCUUGUCCACCACCGCAAACGUCAUGUGCGACGGAGAUGGCAGAUACACGGCCAACAGCACCUACGAAGCCAACCUCCGCCGCCUCGCAUCAGCAAUGUCGGCCGAGAUCUCCUCCACGCCCCAAGGUCAAGGUGAUCUCGCUCUCGGGUACUGGCCUAACCGGCUGCGAGCCACCUGGACAUGCUACGGCGGCAGCUCGUCGUCCUGCUCCGCGUGCAUCGCUGCCGGCUUCCAGGAAUCGGAGGCAGAGUGCCCCUACAGCAAGGAGUUCUUCUUCGACGAUGGCGACUGCUGCCAGCUCCAAGUCGCCAACUUCCUUGCUUUCGAGCGCUUCUUCCGCUCCACCACUCUGACAGAAAGCAUGGCUUUGGUAAUGGCGCUCCAAGCAGUAGCGUUUGCAUAUCUUCUCAUCUUGUUUCUGCAGGGAUGGCGUCAUAGGUCUUGAUGCGUUCCAGUCCUCUUCCAUCAGCAGAUAAAUAUUUUUUAUAAACUUGGUACAAUUUCAGCACCGACAGGAAUAUAACUUGUAUGCUUGAAUAAAAUAUGUAUGUUUUCCAUAAAGCUUGAGAGGUUUCACGAUCCGCCUUUUGUCUCCCCAAAGAUACAAACAAUUUAGACUACCCACUUCGCUUAUUAUGUUUGUGGUUAGUGAUUAUGUUGUCUAUAUAUGCUCC